UUUUAUUUAAGUACAUUUCAGCAUUGGUGGUCUUCCAUGAACCUUUUGUAAGCACGCGGACAACAUGCAAUCUCCACGCAGGAUUCAAACUCGCAACUUCUGAAGUGCGAGGCGUUGUGAUACAGUAACCAUUCGCACCGCCCCACUUACCCCCCCGAAGCCAUUUCCUUCUUCCACUUGCAGUUUCCACGGGGUUGUCUGACGCGCGGGGAGCCUGGGGAGCCGAGCUCUCUGUCCUUAUAUGGGCAUCUACGUCACGCCAAGGUUCCAGCCCACUAUUAAUGCCGCCACACUGAAGUCUCCCAGCCAGCUCCAAUAGAGCAAGUACACCCGCCACCACUCAUUUUUUUGCACAGUCCACACUGGAACCACAAGCAGCCCACAAAAGGUAUCCACGCCGGUCCCGAGUCAUAACACAGUAGUCGCCGGGGCACACGGAAGUGGCGACGCCUCUGGAAGGAGAUAAACAAAACGACAACAAAAACUUCGAAAGGCACCAGGAGCCGCUGCCGCCGCCGGACCCCGACUCCUCGCAACUGACUCCCGGAGGGGGAUAUACGGGCACGACGGUCCCCCCUCCUCUCACCCAUGCCGGAGUGACUCGCAGUGCUAUGACCGGGAAAGUGGCGGAGAAGCUUCCUCUUACCAUGAGCAGUUUAAUAAACAACAUCCCCGACAGCCUGUACCCCGAAGAGGACGUCCCCACGUCGAUGAACAUUUUCACGAACACGGAAUCUAUUAACCACUACUCGCAGAUGAACACGGACAAUAUCAUGGAUAUCGGCAUGGGAAGCGAGAAAGCCGGUGCGGAGAUUCAGUACGGGUCCAGCUUCCAGUCCAACCGGAGUGGGCAGACCGUCACCUAUUUGGGCAAGUUCGCCUUUGACACGCCUCCCUCGGGCGGCAUCGGCGGCUCGGGCUGGUGCUCCGACAACAACAUCAUCAGCCUGGUCAGCGCGGGGAUCCUGGGCGUCUCUCCAUCGCCCGGCACGGUGAGCGCCCAGACGCCGUCCUCGGCGGCCAGCAUGGGAGGACAGAACUCGGACAUGGAGCAGGUUUACGGCCCGCCGCUGCCCGCCUACUCCACGUGCGGUGAGCUGUACCAGGACCAGGUGUCCUUCCACCACAGUCCCGCCACCAGCACGGCUCUGGCGUACCCCGCCAAUGACUAUCACUCCACGUCCAAAGCCUCCAUGGACGGCAGCCUUUUCUCCAUGAUCCCCGACUACAACCUCUUCCAUCACCAGGGGGAAGUCGGCGUGAUGGAGCACAAGCCCUUUCAGACUAUGGACCCCAUCCGGGUCAACCCUCCGCCCAUCACUCCUCUGGAAACCAUCCGAGCGUUCAAAGACAAGCAACAGAUCCACCCGGGUUUCAUCGGCGGGCAGCAGCACGCCCCCUCUCACCACCCUCCCCCGCAGACUCUGACGCUCAAGCCCAUCCGACCGCGGAAGUACCCCAACCGGCCCAGCAAAACGCCCGUCCACGAACGGCCGCACGCCUGCCCGGCGGAGAACUGCGACCGUCGCUUCUCGCGCUCGGACGAGCUGACGCGCCACCUGCGCAUCCACACGGGCCACAAGCCCUUCCAGUGCCGAAUAUGCAUGCGCUCCUUCAGCCGCAGCGACCACCUGACCACGCACAUCCGCACGCACACCGGCGAGAAGCCCUUCUCCUGCGAGUUCUGCGGCCGCAAGUUCGCCCGCAGCGACGAGCGGAAGAGACACGCUAAGGUUCACCUGAAACAGAAGGACAAGAAACCCUCCGACAAAGGCAACGGCGUGGUCGGGAGCCACAGUUCUCCGCCGAGCGCCUGCGGGGGGCCCACCAUGGGGCCCUCGUGACCAUCACUACCCGCACACGGACUGGAGUCUGACCCCAACGCGGACUCGGGACGAUGGGGCCGCGUCCAGGAGAAGAAAAGCAACAGGUGACUCUUCCUCUCGCUCACAUCCUCUCCUCACUCCCGUCCGUCUGGUUUGAGAUGGAAGCUGUUGGUCCGAGCAAAAGGGGGGUGGGGGGCUACCGUGCCGACGUAAGAGAAUCUUAGUACAUUCCGCCCAAAAGGCUAUUGUGCAUCAACGCUGGCUUUGCCCUGGUUCCACUUUUGUACAUUUCUUAACUGAGAGCAAGCCAAAAUCUAUCACAACCAUCCGAGUAAAUAAUAAGAGAGGAGCAAAGCGAAAGGGUGAGUUGUCUGAGAUGUAUGCAUUCAUUUUACUAGGCUGUUGAAAAGUGCAAUUUGGUUGUGUUUGUGUACUGUCAUGGACACCGAAUUAGUGGCACUUGUCUCUUUUUUUUUUUUUUUUUUGUUAACGUGUAGUGUUUUUUUUUUA
Molecule: messenger RNA, 2336 nt
Organism: Hippocampus comes (tiger tail seahorse)
Lineage: Eukaryota; Metazoa; Chordata; Actinopteri; Syngnathiformes; Syngnathidae
Gene: egr3
Product: early growth response 3
Exons: 2
Coding region: 612-1844 (410 amino acids)
Biological process (GO): regulation of transcription by RNA polymerase II
Molecular function (GO): RNA polymerase II cis-regulatory region sequence-specific DNA binding; DNA-binding transcription factor activity, RNA polymerase II-specific
Source: RefSeq, a predicted model, not a curated record